Molecule: messenger RNA, 1101 nt
Organism: Aspergillus fischeri NRRL 181
Lineage: Eukaryota; Fungi; Ascomycota; Eurotiomycetes; Eurotiales; Aspergillaceae
Exons: 1
Coding region: 1-1101 (366 amino acids)
Source: RefSeq, a predicted model, not a curated record
AUGGAAUUAUUGCUCUCAAAAUAUAAGAUCCAGGAGGAGCAUCUCUUCACAUCGUUUGAUGCUUUAUGGGCCCUAUUAAUAGAUAUUGGCCGGGUCCCUGGUGGGCCUGAAGUUUACUGCAUUAUCGAUGCUCUGGACGAAUGCGAAUCUGACUCACAAGAAACCCUGCUGCAACAAAUUGACCACUCGUUCAAUAACCUGAGGACUAAUGAUUCAGUCCCUUCUAGCAUACAUCUGUUAAUGCUCAGCCGUCCAUAUCCCGAACUUGAACAAUACCUAUCCACAUUCAAAUGUAUGGACUUGGGGUCGUAUCGAGAGAUCACAAACGACCUCAGAGCGAUGAUCAAGGACAAAGUGGAGGACCUUGCUUGGCGCAAAAAAUACCCUAACUCAGUGUUUGAGGAAGUGUCCCAAAUCUUGGAAGAAAAGGCUGCUGGGACAUUCCUAUGGGUAGGAAUUGCCUGUGGCGAAUUGGCACGGGUGCAAUCCAGAAAUGCAGUAAAGACCCUGCAAGCUCUCCCGCGGGGACUACAUUCUUUAUAUCAGAAACUCCUCAAUGCAGCCGUCUCAGCUAGCGACGAGGACGAUCAUCGAGUAAUAAAGGAGAUACUGGGCUUUGUUGCAUUCGCCCGGCGACCACUGACGAUAAUAGAAAUGGCCGAAGCAUGUCGAUUAUAUUUUGACAAAGAUAUGGAUAGUCGCCUUCAGUUCACGCGGGAACUUAUCGAUCUGUGCCGCUUACUGAUUGUCAUCGACAAUGGCUACGUGCGACUUUUGCAUAGUUCUGUCCAAGACUUUUUACUGCUUGAGAUACAGGAGAUUAAUGCAAUGAAAACCAAUUACGCGUUGUCAUGUCGGUGCAUUGAGACUAUUCUGCACAAGUGCCAGCCAGCAAUGGAUAAAUCAGAACUGGACCCCGAAAAAGGGUUUCUGGGUUAUUCAGUACUGCAUUGGCCGGAGCAUGCUAGGCUUUCUCAAACAGAAUUUGCCAUCCGGGAGGAGCUUAAAGAUUUCUUCCAAAUCCAGCUUGAAACGUGGGACAGGUGGCUGGAUUAUUACAACUACCUGAAAAGAAGUCCAUGGGGGAGUCUUGGGUCCUGA